UCUGCCAGGACUUCCCAGUAGGCAAACUGAGCCAAGAUGGCUGUCGUCACGUUGAGCUGCACCACCCUGCACGCCCACACACGCCCCACCCCCCCACCACGCACAUACCAUUUUCCUAGAGUAAACUGAGAACCCUGCUGCUCAAUCCACACAUUGAAUAUUUGACACUGGAAAUGGGUCCACAGGAGUCAAGCAUCCAGAGUCACAUGACUCAUGAGGUUUCGUCUACACUGAUGGCACAGGCUUAAACCUCGGCCAUUACUCCUCCUAAAGCAAGAAAGCAAAUGCUGUAUCCUGUCAUUUGCCCCAGAGGCCACCGGAAAUGGCAUCACCUCCCCAGACACUGGCUUGUGAAAGUUCCAGCACCCAGCGUUGAACUUCUUUCCCUUGAAGACAGAGUCUGGGCCAUUCUGAUCUUCAGCCAGGAAAGGACUCUAUCUAGGGAAGAGAUCUGGAAUCAACAGAGAGACAUAUACAAAAAAUCACCGGGGGUUUCAAUGACAGUUCCCAGACCCAGCUUGUGCAAAAGAGGGAGCUAAGAGGCGCGACGCAGGGCAUCAUGGUUCGCCUGUUGGCCUCAGAAGUCCAGCAGCUUCUACACAACAAGUAUGUGGUCGUCCUUGGGGACUCUGUGCAUAGGGCGGUGUACAAGGACCUGGUGCUGCUGCUGCAGAAGGACUGCCUGCUCAGUUACAAGCAGCUCAGAAUGAAGGGGGAGCUGACCUUUGAAAAGGACCAGCUGAUGAAGGGAGGCGAGCUGGACACGCUGCACAACCGCACCGACUACCGCGAGGUGCGCGAGUUCUGCUCCGACCACCAUCUGGUGCGCUUCUACUUCCUCACGCGCGUCUAUUCAGAGUACAUGGAGAGCGUCCUGGAGGAGCUGCAAUCUGGCACACAUGCCCCGGAUGUGAUCAUUAUGAACUCUUGCCUCUGGGACGUCUCCAGGUAUGGGCGGAAUUCCCUGAGUAGCUAUAGGCAGAAUCUGGAGAACCUGUUUGGGCGCAUGGACCAGGUACUGCCCAAGUCAUGCCUGCUAGUGUGGAACACUGCCAUGCCCUUGGGUGACAAGAUCAAGGCGGCCUUCCUCCCUCAGAAGUGUAAGGGCCAGGCCCGGAUCUCGGUAGCCACCCUGAAAAAGAGAGUGAGGCAAGCCAACUUGUACAGCCAUGCAGAAGCAACCAAGCGCUGCUUCGAUGUGCUGGACUUAAAUUUCCACUUCCGUCAAGCCAAGAAGCACCUGCAGGGAGAUGGCGUGCACUGGAAUGAACAUGCACACCGCAGACUCACCUACAUGCUGCUGGCCCACAUGGCUGAUGCCUGGGGUGUGGAGUUGCCCCAACGACACCCAUGGGAAAUUGAUCCUGUGGACUGGGAAAGUGCAGGCCGGGUAGAGGAAUGGCAGCCCCAGGCCAAUAGAGGUCCUCAGGCCUUUGCCCUGCCUCCACCUGGGCCUUUUCCCAGGCCACGCCCCCUAUUCCCGCCCCCUGGCUUGCCCGUAAGGCCCCCACCCCUACUAGCAUGUCCGCUGCCCCCACCUCAGGUGACACCCCCGUUACCCCCAUAUCCCCAAGAUUCCUAUUUCUCCUCAGACCAUGUUUUCCAGACGGAUGAAUUCUAUAUUCAUUCGGAGGACCCCUCACCCACCCACACAGGAUAUACCUUUGAGGGUGACUUUAGUUUUCAUCCCCAGCCACCCAUGCCCAACUACCGCCCACCCUGUUACCAGCGCCCGGCCCCCGGGGCGCAUAGGGGUUUCCAAAGGCGUUUAGCUCAGGGCCCCUAUAUGCCCUGGAGAGGCCGGCCCAGGCGACCACAAAGACAUGGCCCAGGCUAUGUAGAGUCCAGGCCUCAAUAGUCUGACUUGAACCCCAUUACCUCUGGAUGGGGCUGUGUGAUAACUGACCUUCCCUGUUCAUUGUCCCAGUCUGUACACACUGACCUUGCUAACGUACGCCCAGCGAGUCCGUCUUGGACUUCUCUUUGUUCACUGCUGUUAGAAACAGGGGCAAGGAAGAGCAAACUGGCCCGCUCCAGUUGCCUGUGGAGGUCUCUUUCCCCCCGAGUGACCCAGCAAGCAUUCUUACUACCUCCCCCCUCGCUAUUCUUGUUGCCUUUUUGUAAAAAUAAAAUUGAAGUUCAG
Messenger RNA from Peromyscus eremicus (cactus mouse), 2143 nucleotides. It is a transcript of the gene Pced1b, whose product is annotated as PC-esterase domain containing 1B. Lineage: Eukaryota; Metazoa; Chordata; Mammalia; Rodentia; Cricetidae. The record is from RefSeq and is a predicted model, not a curated record. The coding region runs from base 560 to 1858 and encodes 432 amino acids. The transcript has 3 exons.